Molecule: messenger RNA, 3936 nt
Organism: Ruditapes philippinarum (Manila clam)
Lineage: Eukaryota; Metazoa; Mollusca; Bivalvia; Venerida; Veneridae
Exons: 22
Source: RefSeq, a predicted model, not a curated record
AUGUUCAAUUUAUUGCUGAUAUAUGUUGCCUUUUUCCAGUCAAAAGUCACUGUUUAUUGGGCUGGAUGGGAUGAUCUAGUUUCCGGAAUAGACCAAUACGAAUUCAAUAUCUAUUAUUUAGAAAAUUCAGCGGACGAUAAUCUUCUUAGACAUAAAUAUAUGCUUACAGCGAGUCAAUUUUCAUCAUCUACUUCCUCCGCAACUCUAGACCUAGACGCACCCGGCCCAUAUUCAGUAGAGAUUGUUGUACAUGACCGUGCUAAGAAUUAUAAAGUUGCCAGGAGAAUUAUUCUCUAUGACAAUGCGUCAGUUGUUGAUUUAUACGGUAAACAGGCGAGCGUGGUUCAAGCCAUUGAAAACGGUUGGAUAAAUAAAAAUAGCGAACAGAUAGAAAUUGAAUGGCCACAUAGAUUCCGAAAUAUUAGACAUAGCAACGGUGGUUGGCUAAAUGCUGUACAAGAGAACAAUGAUAUUUCUAGAGAUCUUGAUGACCGAGAAGGAAGAUCAAGUAGAACAAUUGACAAACUAAAUAACAUAAAUGGAAUUGUUCGGUUUGAUAUAGCACGCAUCGUUGAAGUUGAUGGUAAAACAGAUUAUAUCAGUUUUGAACCAGUGCCUGAUGAUUUCUUUAAAUUAGAAAAGAUGGUUUAUACUGAUGAAGAAUUUGUUGAUGGAAAAAAGCUAACGUAUUUCAUACGCGGGAUAGACGCUGUUGGAGAAUUUGCUGAAGAUAACGUAACAGUUAUGAUAGAUUUAUCUCCACCAGUUAUACAAAACCUUUGGCUCACAAAGGGUGACUGGGCGAAUAUUAGUGUACAUAGUGUUUUAGAAUUGAACAAAUUGAUAAUUGAAUGGGAAGUAUUUGAUUUCCACAGUGGUAUUCACGAAAUUUCAUGGAAAAUAUUUGAUAAUUUUACCAAAACAGAAGUAGUCCAUGGACAUUCCUAUGAGCCACCACAAGGGGAAACAGAGACUAUUGAAGAGUGCUGGAGUAAUUAUUCUAUGAACGCCCGAGGAGCAAACUGUUACUGCUCCCCUUAUAAUGGAUGCUUUCACAAACAUUUUCAAGUCAACCCACAAGUAUCGAUAGAAAACAACACUGGCCUCAUAAGCGGAAAAGAAAUUGGGGAACACGAUUUUGACUACAUUAUAGAGGUUACUGCUACCAACAAUGCUAGAUUAACAACUAUUCUUCAGAAAAAGAUUACUAUCGAUACAUCACCACCCCAUGAAGGAAUCACGCACGAUGGUUUACCAGGGUACCCAGAACUCGAUUUUCAGCAGACACUACGUCUUAGCGGCUACUGGGAUCACUUCUUUGAUAAGGAAAGUGGUGUUUGGUUGUAUACAUAUGGCUUUACUCAAAGGUGUUUAAACGAAAACGAGUUGGACAUUCAUUUCAACGUUAGCUGGACUUAUGACAAUACUGCUGCAUUGACAGUGGAUAAGCCCGGGAAAUAUUAUCUGACAGUUAUGGCAUACAACCAUGCUCUUGACCAUGGUAAACCUGUAUGCUCUGAUGGUGUUACAGUAGAUGACACUCCAGCAGUUGUAUCGGACGUUGUUAUUCAAAAUGCCGUUACAACUGAAGGGCUUGUAAAGAGUGUGACAGACGAGACAGUAUACAUUCUGUACAGAAACAGGGAGCUGGUAAUCGGUCCAUUAGCAUAUGAUUCAUCAAAACCCGAAUUUAAAGGAGAAAUAAUAUUAUCUACUGAACAUACCCAUAACGAAACAUUUCUAAUAGCAAGAUGGGAUGUCGGCGCGUUUACUGAUCAUGGUGAUCCACAUGCUUUAACGUACGAAGCUGCAAUAGGCACUUCGAAAAAUGCACAAGAUGUUCACCCAUUUAGCAUUUUAUCUUUCGGCGGAAGUUGUUUGCCAUUUGAAUAUCCUACGUGCACGGCAUUCUCAACUCAAACAUUUCGCUGGAACCUACAUGAUGAUCAAAAUUACUACGUAACAAUCAAAGUUAAAGACACUGUAGGUCACUUUGUUACCGCUUCCGCUACAAAAUACAGACAUUACAGUCAAUUACCAUCAAGAGGGAUUGUAAAAGACGUAGAUGACAAAGGAGUGAAGUUUGUUGACAUAGAUGACAUAGAUUUUCAAACAAGUACAUCGAAAGUAACAGCACGAUGGUCUGGCUUUAAACAUCCGCAUGAAGAUAUUAGAUUUACUGUCUGCAUUUCAAAUGCUUUCAGUACUGACUUCAUCAAAUGUGAACAAACUACUUCAACUGAUCAGUAUACAAUUUCUGGUCUAAAUUUAACAGAGUAUGAGACUUAUUACCAAACUGUGAUAGCCGAAACAGAAGUUGGAAAUAUCACUGCUGUUUCCGACGGUAUUACUGUUGUCAUUGACGGAGAUGGUAUCCCCGGAAUACAAAUUUUUGAUGGUCUGCCAUGCGAUAGUCCUUUAAAUGAAGAUCUCAAUCUGACGUUAUCACACCAUGAUGGGGAUAAACGUUUAAUAUGUAAGAACGAACUUGAAUUCCAAGCAUCUUCUAAUGUUCUCCAAGCACACUGGACGAUCCCUGAGGAAAAGAGGCAUUAUCUGAAAGACAUUAAUUGGUCAAUAGAAGAAAGGGCACCAGUCGCUGAUAUUUGGAAGAGAAUAACAAAGUUUCAGCAUCUGCGAACAAAUGCAACUCAUCUGGAAACCAGUGGCUUAUUCCUAUCACCUGGUAGAAAGUAUAGAAUAUCAUUACAAUUUUGUGCAAGACAGCAUUGUUUCAAACCCGUUCACAGCGAUGGAAUAUUUGUAGUUCCUAAUCCACCAGUAACCGAUUUUUUGACGGUUACGCAUGUAGAAGAUACCAAGCAGAUCCAGGUUUCGUUUGCAAAGUUCAAGGACUCGGACAUAUCUGAUAUUUCUGAAAGUUACGAUGUCAUGGAUCAUUAUGAAUGGGCCUUUUCGGAUGAGAAUGAAAUAGGUCGUCUUUUGACAAAAUGGUCACGUAUUUUAACAGCAGAAGAAACAUCGAAUAAGACGCUUAAUUUUACUAUCAACUUAAAUGGAGACGUCGAAUUCACAAAGUGUUGGUUCUUGAUAGUUAGAGGAUACACGAAAGUUGGUCUUUCGUCAACUAUUUCUUCCCAAAUCAAAAACUGCCAGGAUGUGCAACAAAUUCGCCCUAGUAUAGUUAUUGAUGCUGUUGGUGACCCUCUUUCCACUGUCUUCUUUCCAGAGAAUGUUAAUAUCGGAAAGGACAUUUACCUUGAGGAAAAUGGUAUUUGGGAGGCUCCAGAUGAGGAUUACACACCGUACAAUAAUAUACUGUCAGCUGUAUGGCCAACCUUAAGGUAUACUAAAUAUUAUUGGGCUGUUUUAUUGGUUAAGGUAAAUGACCCAACAGUAUUUUACAAAAAUACGGACACUCUUGGUUUGAAAGAACCCUGUUCUCAUCCGGACGCAAUAAAAUGCGGCGAUACAGAACUCGGCUAUGUCAAUGUCAAUUUUGGUGAUGGGACUCUUGUGCAUGGGUAUCGGUACAUUAUUUGUAUUCAUGCAAAUAAAACGACUCUUCACCAUGAAUUUUGGGAUCAAAUACUUGAUGAACUAAACGAGUGUAGUAAUGGCGUAACUGUUGAUCUUACACCGCCAAUACCCGCAGAUAUCUGGAUUGGAAAUGAUAAAGAACACUUGUAUCAGACAUCUACAUCUGAAAUAUCUGCUCAUUGGAAUUCAUUUACUGACGUGGAAGAGGAAGGAUUUGCACCACAUAUUAGCGGGAUCACACACUAUGAAGCUUACUUAGGUUCAAGUCCAGGAGGUGUUGAUGUUCAAAGGUUAACACAUGUUGGGCUUACAAAUCAUUAUACUUUUCACAAUCUAAAACUACAAAACGGGCAUACAUAUUUUGCCACUGUUAAAGCCUAUGACUUUACCGGACUGUUUUCAAGUUCCAUAUCAGAGGGUAUAAAGGUUGAUAAA